Alosa sapidissima (American shad) is the source of this 3430-nucleotide messenger RNA. RefSeq lists its product as uncharacterized. The transcript is spliced from 15 exons. NCBI's taxonomy places the organism in Eukaryota, Metazoa, Chordata, Actinopteri, Clupeiformes, Clupeidae. The record is from RefSeq and is a predicted model, not a curated record. Bases 790 to 2634 code for a protein of 614 amino acids.
ACAAUAAUUACACACAUUAUGUAUAAGAUAAGGGCAAAUAGACUAUGUAUGGAUAGUAACAGAAUGCUUAUUAACCAGCUGUAUGCUUAACAGGGAGGGUUGUAAUAAUUUUUCGCCAAUCCUUUGCAGUCAGUCAUUACUCUAGAAUAGCAUCAACGCAUACCACAGAGUAUACCCUUUGUUGUAAAGGUAGCUAAUAAGACAACCUGGCUAGCUAGCUAGCUUUUCAUAGUUUUCAGUAUCUUCAGCCCCUGGUGCCUUGAUGACCGUAACGUUAGCUGGGGACUUAACCGUUUUGUGCAUCCUUAUUUUUAGCUUUUAGGUGCAGAUAUCUCUUUCGUCUUUGACUGACACUUGCUAGAUGUAAUUCAGCGUUGGUUUAGUUGUAGGUUUGCAUUGCAAGCUAGCCCGCUUGCUCAACUAGCUGGCGAGCUAGUUAGCAAGCUAGCAUUAUUCUGAAGCUGGAUUCUGAAAUAGUCAUUUAUGUACUAUGUUCGCUGUAAUGUGAAAUGACGCCAUAUUUUGAGGUAAAAUCUUAACGUUAUGUAAAUGGCCUGUUGAAAUGGUUACGCUGGUGGCUACAUUGUUAGUGGAAGGUUAGAAGUAGGUGGGUAACUAGCAUUAGCUAGGAUUCCAAAUAACGUCAGAUAAUUGUAAAAGGUGGUUCUAAGUUAGGUUAGCACCAAAAGCAGCCCUACUAGCCAGCUUGGUAGCAGCUAGGUAGUUAGCUGUUAUCGGUAAGUUUUCAGCAUCAAUCUGCAGUGCAUUCUGAGUUCCCAUCAGUCGGAAAUGUACAGGUUAGUUGAGUUCACAGACACCAGCUGCUUAAACAUAAUUCCUGAUGACUGGUAUGACAACGGAAUAACAUGGUGGCCAAACUACAAAAAUGACCAAAAGAUAAACAAUGCCAUACAACGAAGGGAGAAGCCUAAGUCCGACUGGUCUUGCUUUGCUGUGCGGGAAUUGUCCAAAGCAGGUUCAUACCAAGAAGCGAGAAUGAAACUGAAGAGGGCCAUGACUUGCAACAACACAGACCUCCAAAGAGAAGGAGAUGACGACGGCACAAGCAAAAAAAGAAGAUCAAGUGACAAACUUUUGGAGCUGGAGGACUCCGAGGAGGAGCGUAGUAAAAAGCUCAGGAAGAUGACCUCUACAGCAGCCUUCCCUGCUUCCUACGUCAGCCCAUCGCCACACUUCUUCGCAAUGAUGCCUGAACAGACGCCCAUGGCAGCAGGAAGGACCAGCACCGUACGAAAGGGCCAGGAAACGUCCACUCGAGACGCCAUGCAUGAAAAGACUGCAAGGCCGUCCCAGACGUCAGAGGCCGCCUGCUGCAGCUGGGAGCCCUCUUCCUUCAGAGAUAUGCUCAUGGAACUAGCUCCAAUAACAGCUGCACGGUCCAUACUGGAGAAUAGGGAUUGGGAUUCACAAACGUCCUUCAGAGGAAUGAUACAACAUGAACAGCAGAGCGUAGCCACAGGCUCCAGUGCAUGGGAGUCACUGACGUCCUUCAGAGAGAUUAUGCAUCAGCAGGGUCCCAUGGCAACGGGUUGGUCCUUGGAAACAUCUAGCAGAGAGCUGAGUUCUGAUAACGCCUCCACUGGGCCCACUGAAUCCAGACACCGGGACUGGGGCGCCUCCACGACCUGCAGAGAGACGACUCCUGAUCAGCCACCUACUGGAGGCUCAGAGCUAAGAAGCAGCGAGUGUGCAGCCCCUACAGCCUGCAGAGAGACUGAAGUUUCUUCAACAUCCAUGACGUUCCGGAAUGGACGUGGUGACCAAAUUCCAUGCAAUGCAGCAGAAUUCCACCUGCUGAACAUCAUGGAGUCCCUGCGGCAGCAGCAGAUGCAGCACGCCGUGGCCCUCAACACCAUCAUCAACAUCCUGCAGGGCCGCGUGAACGCCCGCAACGCUGCCGGCGACGCCUCCAAGGACCCGGCCGAGAUGCCGCAGGACAUCUCCUACCCGCUCAUGGACCUGCGGGAGCUGGAGAAGCAGGAGGUCUGGCUGGAGAACGCAGCCAACACGCUGGCCAAGACCAAGAUGAUUGCAUACCUUGGAGCCAUCGGCGGCAAGGACUUGAAGACCACCGUGUGGAAGAUCAUGUCCACACUGAUUCAUAACAACCUGGGCAAACAGCUCAACUGGAAAGGGGUGAACGACAAGCGAGCCUUUAGCUCCCUGUUGCUCAAAUCUGUCAUCAUACGUGGUGUUCGGAAAAAUCCCCACUACACAAAAACCACAGACUCUGAGAUUGAGAAGCUGAUAAUCCGCUGGCUGAAUCUGGCCGGAGACCGCGACGGGGGCAGGAAACAGCGUGAGCUGGCCAAGCGUGGGCUGAACAUGCCCGACCACGCCAAAGGCCUCCAGCCGCCCAAACCCAUGCCCCCUGGCGCCAGCUCCGCCGCCACUGACGCGGCCGCCGCCGCUGCCCGAAAACUGCCCGACCACCUCAACAAAGCCCAGAACCGGCCCCGCACGACAGACCCCCGGGCGCCCGAACCCACCGAGUCCGAGCGGCUCCGCGAUCAGAUGGACCCAAACCUGAACCGGCCUGAGAACAGCUGGACCCUGUUCCAGUCGUCGGCGCCGGUUCUGAUGGACCCCAGGAACGUCCGGCUGAACUUGUAGUUGACCGCGGCGCUUCUCACUUCUCCAGCCCACUGAUGCGUCAGCACUGCAGCAGUGAUGUACAUAGGCACACAGUAAGGCCAUAUAAUGACAAUAUUUAAGUCUAUAUAUCAUUUGUACUAUUAUUAGUAUUGUUGUUAUUAUUAUUAUUAUUAUUAUUAUUAUUAUCACAAGAUUAUUAACCUUACGGGGUAAAGGCACAAAUAGUCAUGAUUGACUAUACCUUAAAUGUUAAAGCCAUUCUGGGUUUAUAUAUAUAAAAAAAAGACAUCAGUUGAAUCCAGUUUAGCCAUUAUGCUGUUUCACAUGUAAAAUAAGCUAAACAGCUCCUCAAGGUCCGAACCCAAAAACAAAGAGUUUGAUUUGUUUAUCGGUAUAUUGUUAUGAUCGCUGUAUUCUCUCUGUUCAUGUUUUUGUUUACCUUUGAUGAAAAGCACAUCCAUGAUUGUAUUUGUGCAUUCUGUGCGGUCUCUGCGGUUUGAAUAGCCUGCCUCGUAUGGUCCAUGUAGCCACUGAUUCAAACUGGAGCAUGUUUGUUUUGUUUUUUUCUUAUCGUUGGCUGCGUUGUUUAAGUCACUUUUCUCAAGUCUGGUCUGGGUUCUCAUUCCCAUUUACAUCAGUGCCGACACAGACCCAAAGACAUCCAAUCAGAGCUAGUCCGGUUCUGGCUGGCUUAGGUACAGUUUUGGGUCUACAGGUCCCGCAGUGGACCUCUGAGGUCCGAUUACAGAGACAGCACACACAUGCACAUCAUACUCUGUUUAAUUUAAUAAAAAAAAUAAUGUGACAAAUACAA